GAAUUAUUUCGAUACUCGACACACGACUGUGUUUGACCUGUUCGACUGUUCUUUAUUCGGGUUAAUGCAUCAUCAUCUGUGGUCUAAAAGUAUAUGUUCGGUGAGGCCAGCCAGUUAGAUUUGACCCUUCCGCUGGAGUCUGUGCACGAUUCGGUCAAGAAAAUGGAGCGAGCGAAAUGAGGAGAGACCCAUACUAUACGACAAAAGCAUCCUGAAGAAAUUCCCAAGAGUUGCAAGUAGGCUUUGUUUCAAUUUAUAUUUCAUCAAAUUCGUUGGCCAAAACCUAAUCAAUCAAAUUUAGAUAACAGAUAAGAUGAUAGAAAAUACUUUUGAAACUGACAUUUUCUAUCUAAAGCCUGUUUGAGCCAAGUACUAGAGCCCUCAAAAUUUCCAAUUUGGCGAUUGUUUUGCAACUUGCCUCGGAUCUCUUCAACACCCAUGGCCAGAAUACAAUGUUCCCCAAACAGAUUUUAUGAUAUUUAGAAACUUCAAUAUCUAUGUAAGCUCUGCUGCUAAUUUGAUUUUUGGGGAAAGAGUACUUUCGGAAAAAUUACGUAUAUGGUUGUGCUUGUUUUUCCUGCUUGUCAAAAUGACUGACAGGCAACACAGUAGGACGAGCAUUGUCUUCUUGAUUAUAAAACUCAAAAUACUUAAACGGCGAAUUUUAUAAACUGGGAGAGUGGCUCUACCAUCUGUAUGAAUUUCAUUUGAAUUGGUUCACAUGCACCUGAGAACCAGACUCGUUUAUUUUUACUUCUUGAGAGUGAAUUUUUUAGUCAAAACAUAGACCUCAGGCCGACGUGAUCAAGUCCGGUUACCAUGGCAACGACACACCUGCCGAUCCAAAUAUGGCUGUUUUUGUUCAUACCCCAGGUAACUUACCUCCGCACAAAAAAAAAUGAAGAGGAGUUAAAAAUUUCAUUUCCAACUUUGCUUCACUUUCCUGGAGAAUUGCUCUUAAGUUCAAACUCAAUUCUGACAAAUUUUCUAAAUAUUAUUUUUCUCUAAUAACACAUUACCAAAAAUCGUCAAAAACAUAAAUAAACUGAUAUGAACACAUAAAUUUAACAUUCACAAAGUUUGAAGGAAAUUCAAAGUACAGCUGGAUGUCAGCUAAAAUAAACAGCCCAUCGAAAAUCGUCGCCUUUUAGGCUAUGAUUCUUUCGCGGUUCAUUUUAUUAUGUUGGUCUAGUGUCAUAGUAUUGUUAUUUGUCAUUGGUAUUGUUAUUCUUCGUUGUACGCUUUAGGGGCUUAGAGGAAAACCUCCUAGAAAUUUCCAGUGUUUUUAGAUACCUGAUAACUGAACAUAGCUUCUAAUGUUGGUUUAGACUCACUCGCUUAUCGACCUUAUCAACAUAAAUUAAAGCUAUUGUCAAAGGAAAAUUGAAUUGUCUCAGGCGGGUGGUCGCCUAUCAGCUAAGUAAACAAAACGAACAAAGGUUCAAAGUGUACUUCGUAAGCCGUUUACUCUAGAGCCUACAUUGGAUUCAAAGGAGUUUGUCUAAGAGCAGCUGCAAAGCGACUAUACAAACAGCUAUAUGAUUGCAGGAGAUCAUGGGGCUGUUUCAAAUUACUGGUUCUUUUAUUUCCAAACGUUUAUAGCAAACAGUCCCAUAACUGCUCAUUACAACGAAGGAUGAAAUAAGGCGAAUCUCUUUCACUGUCAACCAGAUUAUCUAAGAUUGAGAGUGGUUAAAACCACGUUGGAAACAAUUUUACCGAGCCUCGUCAUCUUUAACGACCUAUUAAGGUCUGUCAUUUGUUUUACUUGCCUUCGCUAGGAAGUAUUCUCUAACUACGGAAAAAAGGACGGUCACUUAUUGAGGAUUAGCAGAGCUUGUUUUAGUCCCAGUUGAUUAUUAGUCUACCAGAUAACUGUGCGAUUUUCAGCAUUAAAACCGUACGGGAAGAACUUCAAAUGACUUAGAAUUUACCCUUUGGAGAGUUAAAGUGUAAUGAACGAUGGAAAACAACAUCACUACGCAUCAUUUUGCAAGUUUACGGCACCAUACAGAUCAUGAAUUUGGCAAGAACAAUUCUGGCAAAGACUAUGGAUUUCAAGAAGAACUACCAUACACAAUCGCACUCUGCGUGGUAAAUCUUUUCCUUAGCUGCACGGCUCUGAUUGGAAACGUUUUAAUAAUAUUAACAAUUUGGAAGACAUCGUCGUUGCACACGGCUUCGAAUAUCUUGCUGGUAAACCUUGCAGUGUCGGACCUUGCAGUCGGCUUGGUUGGGCAUCCGCUGUUUGUAUCAGCGCUGCUAGUGGGAAUGUCGUCUUUCUCUCGAAAGUUUUGGGAAGCUUUCAGCAUUUUAACCUCAUUCUUAUGCGGUGCUUCAUUUUUUACCAUAACAGCAAUAGGAGUUGAUCGUUUGCUGGCACUUAAAUUACAUCUAAGAUAUCAGGCUUUGGUAACACCCUGUCGUAUUAUCUGGGUGAUCAUUUCUAUUUGGGCAGUCUCGGGUAUUUUAUCAACCAUACGGUUAUGGACUCCUGAGCUAUCUUAUAAUGCGUUAUCUCCUUUUAUUUUCACCCUACUUGUUGGAAAUUCUGCUGUUUAUUUAAAAAUAUAUUUCAUCGUUCGUCGACAUCUAUUGCAGAUUCGUCGACAGGUACAUGGUCGGAUGCAUACAGAUGGCAAUAUUUUUAGUAUGCAAAGAUUCAAGAGAUCAGCUUUAAACACUUUUCUCGUGUACAUUUUAAUGUUGUUUUGUUAUCUGCCUUAUUCGGUUGUCCUUGAGAGGUUCUAUUCGGGAAUAAGCAUUUCAAAUGUUGCUCGCCACGUAACCAUUACAAUAGUUUUACUCAAUUCUACCCUUAAUCCUUUGUUGUAUUGCUGGAGAGUUCGUGAAAUUAGAGCAGCCACGAAGGAAUUAUUUUGUCAUUAUUUGUAAACGCAGACAUCUUUCAUGGAAUAUAAUUACCUAGGAUUAUCAACAUAGUGCAUGCGAGAAUAUUAUGCUUUGGGCAUCUCUCCGGUUAACCUGAAUCCCGAGGGGCGGGGAACUCCCAUAUAAAAAAUGAAGGGGAUAUUGAGUUGAAAACCGUCAGUAUUUAGUUGUUGUGUUGUUUUAGAAUUGGUACCUCUUAGGGGUGGAAAAAUUCUCAAGCUACGUCAAAAAAAAAAAAAAA
Molecule: messenger RNA, 3133 nt
Organism: Orbicella faveolata
Lineage: Eukaryota; Metazoa; Cnidaria; Anthozoa; Scleractinia; Merulinidae
Product: histamine H2 receptor-like
Biological process (GO): G protein-coupled receptor signaling pathway
Cellular component (GO): membrane
Molecular function (GO): G protein-coupled receptor activity
Source: RefSeq, a predicted model, not a curated record